GAGCCAGAGUGUAUGGUGCCCAUCUGUAGAGCAGAACACGUGGUUCUAAUAGGAGACCACCAGCAGUUGCAGGCAGUCAUCCAGUCCAAGGAUGCUGAAAAGAUGGGUCUGGGAAAAUCUCUCUUUGAAAGAUAUGCCACGAAAAGACAUCCAAUUCAUGUGCUGGAGACACAGUACAGAAUGGUGAGUAUGAGGUUGCCAAGUGUACUGAAUAAUUAUCUACUCUUCUUACAGCACCCUGCAAUAUGCGAAUUUCCCUCAAAAGCAUUCUACAAUGGAAGACUCAAAACAGAUCCAUCUGUUAUGAGAAGACAGAGUGGCCUGAACUUGACCACUUCUGGCCGAAACAUGACUCACCCAUUGGCUUCUGUCAAGUGGAGGGAGAGGAAGAGACUGGACACAUUGGGUCAAGAGGAAGUAGCUCACAGUCAAAGUUCAACAUGACAGAGGCCAAGAAAAUUGUGGAGAUUGCAGAGAAACUGGUCUGCCAUUACAGAGUACCCAACAGUGAAAUAGCCAUUCUGACACCUUACUCAGCCCAAAAAGAGGCUAUCAGUGAAGAACUGAAGAAGAAAAUUGAACAACAGAGAAGAAGGCAGGGAAGGAAGCUUAAUAACAAUAUUCAAGUCAAAACUAUUACUGAGAGUCAAGGAAGUGAGUAUGGGGUGGUGUUACUGUCCACGGGUGAGGUCUCGGAGGAUGAUGACAGGAGAGGAGGGGGAGGACAGCUGACAUUGGCUGGAUCAGGAAGAACCUGGGGUUUGUGGCCGACCCCACAGGAUCUGUGUCGGAAUUACACGCUCCAAGUUUGGUCUGGUCAUUGUUGGCAAUGAGAAUGUGCUCAAGUAUGACAGGAUCUGGAAGAAACUGAUUGAGCACUACAGGAAAAGAGGGUGUUUUGUACGAGGUGAUGAAUUUCCACAUUGAAUAUUUACAACUCUCAUUGCCCAUAACACUAUAAAAAAUACAUAGUUGUUUUACUCGUAUCGUGCAAAACUGAAACGAUAUAAUAUUUUUAACCAUAUAUAUUACAGUCCUUUUUAUAUCUAUUUUAUAGUAUGUUGUCCGUAAUAUAGAUGUUUUAGUCGUAUCGUGUGAAACUUUACUUAGUUAAUAUCUAUCGUACCGCAUUUUAAUAGUAUCUUGAGUUUUUAUCAUUGUAGUAGCUGUAACAUCUUUAUAUCCCAUUUAGAAAAAGUGAUAUCUUUGUAAUAUAAAAGUU
Messenger RNA from Geodia barretti, 1222 nucleotides. NCBI's taxonomy places the organism in Eukaryota, Metazoa, Porifera, Demospongiae, Tetractinellida, Geodiidae. The record is from the annotation of a GenBank genome assembly.